Capronia epimyces CBS 606.96 is the source of this 852-nucleotide messenger RNA. RefSeq lists its product as uncharacterized. Lineage: Eukaryota; Fungi; Ascomycota; Eurotiomycetes; Chaetothyriales; Herpotrichiellaceae. Gene Ontology annotation, molecular function: oxidoreductase activity, acting on the CH-OH group of donors, NAD or NADP as acceptor. The coding region runs from base 1 to 852 and encodes 283 amino acids. The record is from RefSeq and is a predicted model, not a curated record. The transcript is spliced from 5 exons. Gene Ontology annotation, cellular component: cytoplasm.
AUGUCUGAAACGGGGAGCUACGCGUUUGUCACCGGUGGUGCCAGUGGGAUCGGCCGGGCAUUGACCGUUGCACUCGUGACGGAAGGAGCUCAGGUCUUCAUCGUAGACCGCGAUAUCGAGGGCGCCCGUGCCUUGGCGGCCGAAUUAAACACCACCCGUCAGGCGGUCUGGACUGCCCAGGUCGACGUGACCGACUGGGACCAGCAGGUGGCGGCCUUCGAAGCGGCCGUCAAGCAAUUCGGUCGCAUCGACUAUGUAUACCCAAUUGCCGGCCUGUCCGAGCGGCGGGCGUUUCCGAACAGAGGCAAGAACUCGCAGGGCUUCGAGAAGCCCGACUUGUUGACCCUCGACGUCAACUUGACCGCCGUGCUGUACACCGUCAGUCUGGCGUUGCAGCAAUUUCGGCGGCAGGACCUGAACCGGUUUGGAUUUCGGGGAAAGAUCGGCUGCGUCUCGUCGAUAUGCGGGCUGUACGCGCCCGAAACCUUACCGAUCUACGCGGCGACGAAACAUGGCAUCGUCGGCUUCGUCCGUGGCUUUGGCAAACAUCUGGCCCGGGAGCAAAUCACCCUGAAUGCCGUCUGUCCCUCGGUGGUGCGCACCACCAUGACCUCCACCAGCGGCUUCUCCGAAAAGCUCGACCGUCUCGGGCUGUUGACCCCCAUGUCCAGUGUCAUCGACGCAUACAAGUCCAUGCUGGGAAACAGCCAGGUCAGUGGAGAGUGUUUCGAGGCCGGACCCCAUGGCUACAAGAUCAAGAGCGCCGCUGAGUACUCGGAUGAGGAUAUGAAGAGGACCAUGGCCAUCAUCUCCGAGAAUCGGCAGCCGCUUCAUGAGACGGUGAAGGAUUGA